This is a messenger RNA of Aspergillus heteromorphus CBS 117.55, 567 nucleotides long. RefSeq lists its product as uncharacterized. The record is from RefSeq and is a predicted model, not a curated record. The transcript is spliced from 2 exons. Bases 135 to 527 code for a protein of 130 amino acids. NCBI's taxonomy places the organism in Eukaryota, Fungi, Ascomycota, Eurotiomycetes, Eurotiales, Aspergillaceae.
CAUGGCGCCAAACACGAGCCAUCUAAAGACCCGCUGGUUGUCCGGAAUGGAAGAGGAGAGGGAUGUGAAACUGACAGCUGAAAAAGGGGGCGUGGAUUGGUGACGGUACGCUGGCGAUUGGAGAGUUCCUCAUCAUGUGUUCAUGCGGGUUCGGGCCAAACGGACGCCUUAGGAUCACGACUAACUCGAAGACUAUCAUUCUUCCGGCGGCACCUAUCGAAUAUUUUAGCAGGGUACCGCCGUGGACCGACAUCACAUUUCUGAUAACAAUAUCAUUGCCAGUGUUAGUCUUUCUACAGAUCACUGUGAAAACAACCCGUGCAGGUUUUGAGGCCGAUCUUUGCAAUUUGCCCCCUUUCGUGGGACCCCUAACAUUAGACACGCGCUUAGACACACUCUCCUCUCUUUCUGCUCCAGAGAAAAUUGGUAAAAAUGCACAUCAAAAAAAUCUAAGAAAUAACAGCAAUCUUUGGAGGGGUAACGCGCUUAUGCAAUGGCAUCAGCUUCCCCCUGCUCGCAACCUUUAAUGGUGCCUUUGACACAUGUGAACAACUGCUGCCCAUCUUU